GUGCCUACAUACUAGUGGGUAGGGUAGGGUAGGGUGGUGGACGGGGCGCAUGAAGAUAGGUAUGCACAUGUCUCCAAUUUCCGUCCCCGACGAAACCGUACCCAUCCGCCGCGCAUCUUCGUUUCCCGGUUACUAAGCUAGCUACCUAGCCAGCGGAGCGCCGACGAUCAAUCCACGCGUACCUGGCAUGUGGACGGCGGCGAUCGUCCGAACAUGGAAAACUACCCUAAAAAAGCAAAAGAGAAAAGGGUUGGAAGCAAGCCUCAUGCGCGGGAAAUCCGCAUCAAAGCAUGCCGUGAAAAUCAUGAAAAUCGCCCGCCUGUGGACGAUGGCAAAAGACAAAACCGCGGCAGGAAAAAAAGUUUUACCUGCUUCCCAAAAGAACAGUUAUUGGACAGGUAAGCCACGCCCGGGGAACAAGGGGGGAGGGGGUUCUGGUACACGACAUAUGCGGACGCCACACCUCCAAAUGGACAGACAGCCAGCCAUUCUACUGCUUGAAAAAAACUUUUCCGGGCAGGCAAGCAUGAAAGCAAGCAAGCAAGCAGUCUCACUGGCAGGCAGUCGUAGUGUAUGUAGGAGAGUUACGAAUGCCAACGCCGGCAUAGGUAACUACCGUUUGCCGCAUGUGUGUAUGCCCAGGUAUAUUCUAUGUCUGUAUGUCUGUAUGUCUAUAUGUAGCAAGGGUAUUAGCUGCGCAAGCCCAGCUCAGGGAAGGGCGGGUUGCGACAGUCGCGCACCUCGUGGACUUCCCGCUACUGGGCUGCUGGGUCAUCAAACGGUCGCACGCUGCUUCGUACGUAUACCGGUAUAUGUGAGGAGGAAUGGUAUCCAUAUGCAAGGCGGACGCGCGGGAUAUUACCUCGGCGGUCCCCUAUACGACGGGAUGAUGUAACUGUCUAGCUGUUUACAAUCCGGGCAAUAGGACUGCCUAGCAGAUUAGCAGCUAGUACUAAUAGUAAAUGUACGUGCG
This is a messenger RNA of Annulohypoxylon maeteangense, 973 nucleotides long. RefSeq lists its product as uncharacterized. The transcript has a single exon. The record is from RefSeq and is a predicted model, not a curated record. Bases 188 to 895 code for a protein of 235 amino acids. NCBI's taxonomy places the organism in Eukaryota, Fungi, Ascomycota, Sordariomycetes, Xylariales, Hypoxylaceae.